Messenger RNA from Drosophila gunungcola (fruit fly), 1110 nucleotides. RefSeq names its product cyclic GMP-AMP synthase-like protein. The transcript has 3 exons. The coding region runs from base 176 to 1003 and encodes 275 amino acids. The record is from RefSeq and is a predicted model, not a curated record. Lineage: Eukaryota; Metazoa; Arthropoda; Insecta; Diptera; Drosophilidae.
GACUAAGGCGACACCGGUUGUUCGUUUUCCGGAUGCUAUAUCUAUUCAAAACUAUUUGGUUGAGGAGCUGAAAGACAAAGACGCAACUUUUCGCAGUGCGUAUGACGGCCUGAGUCUGGGUGGAAGCUAUUUGGACCGUGUUAAACUGGUGACUCCUGAUGAAUUUGAUUUGCACAUGAAGCUGAAGUUCCCAUUCCAAAUCAGCCCUGAACGUGGCGAACAUGGUUUUGUCUUCCUAUAUGCACCUGGGGGAAGAAAUGCGGCUUUCGUAUCCUCCGAUGGCUAUAUUCGUCGAGAGGAUCUUCAGGGCUGGUUGCGAGGCAUAUUAAAGAAGGUUUUCACUUCAACUCUGAGUCUCAAAUGUCUUAAUACUGGCAAUUCUUACACUGUGAGGUACACGAACGAGGGGUACGGUUGCGCCCACUCCAUAGAGGCAGUGUGCGGAGAUCGCAGCAUAUCCUUUGAUCUGGUACCGGCAUUCGAGUUCAUUUGGUCAAAGUGGCCGUUGGCUGACCCACCGGUUCCCUACCAGGUGCGUGCCCAAUAUCCCUGGUUCGCCAUCCCGCAAAAAAAAUUGGGAAGUUCCGACGAGCGUACUUUUAUGGUAUGUGCUCCGCAUUGGGAACGCGAAGUUAUGAAAAACCAUUACAAUCUCAAGAACGUAUUGCGUCUAAUGAAGGGAAUACGCGAUGGAAAUUCCGAAGCUUUGCCGCACCUAUCCAGCUACAUGCUGAAAUCGGUGCUCCUCCAAGAAGUGUCGAAUGUUAACUGGAUGCACGACGAGGGCCCUCUUUUGGUGUAUAUGUGGGGCAAAUUGGUGGAACGUCUUGAUAAUGGCAGACUCAAUUUCUUCUUGGCCAUCGGGCACAAUAUCUUCGAUCGUCUAAAUCACCAAGAAAUAAAUGCAUGCCGCACUAACGCUAAUGUGAUUUACCACAAACUACACCAAGCAUUUAAUCAGCACAACGUUUACGAAUUGCAAAAGCUUUUUAAUUUGAACUAAUCGGUUAUACACUUCAAAAAUAAAUUUAUAGCGUCUAUGCUUUGACUAUGUAAUCUUCCGAAAGCAUACUUUAUUUUAUAUAAACAAGAAACAAUUUGCUUUUCAAU